Sclerotinia trifoliorum is the source of this 654-nucleotide messenger RNA. Lineage: Eukaryota; Fungi; Ascomycota; Leotiomycetes; Helotiales; Sclerotiniaceae. The record is from the annotation of a GenBank genome assembly.
AUGCGUAAUCAAUCCAUUCUUUCUCUUGCGCUGGUCGCAUUUGCUACUACCUCCCUUGCUGCUCCAGUUUUAGCUGAACGAGGUAUGCCCAUUGGGGAUCUCCACGCUGCAAUUGUUGCCGCUGGUGUAGAUUUCGACCACUUAACAACACGCGGCCAGGCCGAAUUCACUUCCCUCGCUGCCUCUGCGGUUGAAAAAACUGUCGAAACGCGAGAUGAUGCUGCCUCUCUACUUGCUCUCCUUCCGGCAGGCCAUGGCUCCUCAAAACGUGAACCAGAAGAAGAUUCUAAGAGAGCGAAUUCUGCCGCUGGUCUGCUUGCUCUUCUUCCACCUGGUCAUGAGAAAAGAGCCGAGAGUGCUGCUGGUCUUCUUGCUCUUCUUCCACCUGGUCACGAGAAAAGAGCUGAUACUGCUGCUGGUCUUCUUGCUCUUCUUCCACCUGGUCACGAGAAAAGAGCUGAUACUGCUGCUGGUCUUCUUGCUCUUCUUCCACCCGGCCAUGAGAAAAGAGCCGAGAGUGCUGCUGCCCUUCUCGCUCUUCUUCCAGCCGGUCAUGGCUCUUCAAAACGUGAGCCAUCGGAGGAAGAAGUCAAGCGAGCCAAGAGUGCUGCUGCGCUUCUAGCCUUGCUCCCUGCCGGCCACGGUUCCGGUUAG